Durusdinium trenchii is the source of this 2166-nucleotide messenger RNA. The record is from the annotation of a GenBank genome assembly. NCBI's taxonomy places the organism in Eukaryota, Dinophyceae, Suessiales, Symbiodiniaceae.
AUGGCCAAACUCCAGGAUCAUUGGCUUGAGAUUAAAGAUGAACUUCUCAAGUUGCAAGGGGAAGCUUGGCCAGAAGUUCGUGGCCAUGAUAGAAGUCUUUCGAAGGGGACGGGUGUUUGGAGAGAGUUCCCACUGCUCGGCCUCGAUGUUGAUAGCAAGAGCUCUUGCCCUCACACAUGGCAUUUGCUUACACAGGUUGAACCUGUUUGGAGUCAUUGGCAGCUUUGCCCUAACGAAGAGACUGCUUUGUUUUCACGUUUGACCCCCGGAAUGCAUCUCAAGCCGCAUUGCGGACCGACAAACUUACAUCUCACCUGCCACUUGGGACUACAGGUCCCUCCUGGUUGCAGCAUACGCGUUGGCAAGGAAUGGCGUACAUGGCACGAGGGGCAGUGCUUGGUCUUCGAUGACUCCUACGAGCAUGAGGUGCGACACGAUGGCGAUUCCACUCGCAUUGUGCUUUUGGUACGCUUCUGGCAUCCCGAUGUGGAUCCCAAACAGAGUGGACGUUGUGCUCAAGCAACAGCUACUGCAGCAGCACUGGAACAGAAUGCUUCAGGGGUAGACCCGGAUGAUCCAGAUUUGGGAGACGAUAGGUAUGCCUUGAGGUUGCUUGAAGAUUUGUCCAGCAUGAUCCCGUGCCGUUUCAAUGACGCCAAAGACUGUGAGAACGUGGUGUCCUUCCGUUUCAGAGCCGACACUCCGGUAACUCCAGACAAGUCAAUGUGGCAAGAGAGUUCGCAGGCUUGGCUCCUGCAUGUGGAUGCCUUUGCAGGAUCAGCUUGUGGGCCAGUUGAUGACCAAUUGGAUGAUGAGCUUUUGAGGUUCACAAACGACGCGCAUUUCUUUGGCUUCCCACUGAAGGAAUCGAUCGGUGUUCGCGUGGUGCCCAGCAUUGGACCUAAUGUGCCGCGCAAGGCAACACUCAUUACAGUGGACUUUGAGUGCCGUUCUCCUCUUGUGGCAGAAGGUGAUUUGCUGCUUCGAGUUGAAGCACCACUUGGUAUAGAGUUUGAUCGGGGUUGCCUUGCAGCUCCCGAUCCAGAAUACUUGGGUUGCGCUGGUUUGGGCCGUGUGGCAGUGGCGCAGCGAAGAGAGGUCAGCUUGCAGCCUGGACAACACUCGUUGUCUUUGCGUGCCAUCAAUCCUGUCCGGACUGUUGCAAAGAAUUGGUGGACCUUGGGGGCGUUCGUUGAUGUCUCCAUAGAGAGAGCUCGUGCCGGCGCAGUGGAAGAUUUGAGGCAGCAAGGCCGCGGGGAUGGCUACCAGCUAGACCAGCAGCUGCAGGCAAGAGUUCGACCAAGUAGCCAACAAUCAGGAGGCCCAAUCAGCCUUUUCCUGUGGCUCAGGCCCAAGUUCGAGGUUGAGGCUGGCGGUCAUGUGGAACUUCACGCGGCGCAGGGCUUUGAGAUGUCCUGCCAGCCAGCCUUGGUGCUGCUGGCCGUGCCUCCAGGACGCUGCAAAGCCUACCAUGUCACCUCUGGAGUGGAGUACACCGACGACCAUGAUGUCAUCGACUUUGAGAUUAGUCAGGGCUACUCUUUGUUGCCGGAGCACGAAUACGAGCUGUCAGUUUCGUCCAGGAAUCCUUUCGUUCCUGGCUCAAGCCGCUGGGGGGUCCUCCUUCGUGAUGAACUGCGGCAAGUGCUUGAAGCAAACAUGGAGAUCGACUCCUACACACUCACUGAUUUCGGUUUCGAGCUCUUGUCGCUUCAGCCCAGUAUUUCAGCACCCAAUGCCAGUAAUGAGGUACGACUCCAGCUUCGCUUUCAGCGUCAACUUGUGCUGACCUCUAUCAGUGAGAUCCGGAUUGAAGCACCCAGUGCUUGGAACUUCGAGCCGCUUUGCAAUCGUUUCCAGGACAUUACUGGUGGGUGCGAGACACGCUGUUCCUUUCAGCUUCCUUACGCUGAGGAACGCGGGCAUCACCUUUGCGAGGCCAAUUUGUUGAUCCUGGUGUUGGACACCUCUGCAGUGAUUGACUCGACAAGCUUUACUCUGCUUUUCAGUGUUGUGAACCCGGCAUCAGCUCCAUCGCAGAAUCUUUGGAGUGUAUCGUUGGUCAAUGCCUUUGCUGAGCCCGUGGUAAAGCACACAGAGCUGCUGAUUCCUGGCUUUUUCAUCGGUUUCCGCCAAAAAAUCUUGCCAGCCUUGCCCAAUGGUUGA